Melampsora larici-populina 98AG31 is the source of this 231-nucleotide messenger RNA. RefSeq lists its product as uncharacterized. The transcript has a single exon. The coding region runs from base 1 to 231 and encodes 76 amino acids. NCBI's taxonomy places the organism in Eukaryota, Fungi, Basidiomycota, Pucciniomycetes, Pucciniales, Melampsoraceae. The record is from RefSeq and is a predicted model, not a curated record.
AUGAAUCUCACCAUCUUCACGGCCGUCUUCAUGGUAUUGGUCUCAUUUAAUCAAGCAUUAGGUGCCUUGAUUCACAAUAUUCCAAGCAAAAAGGGGAUCAUACCAGCUGAAGAUGCUUUGGCUACCCCUGGUGCUGUAACUGAAGCUAAACAAGAUCUUGAAAUGUAUUGUCCAGUAUGUAACAGACUCUGGACUGAUGUAGAAUGCCCUAUAGGUCAUGGGGCUCAAUAA